AUGAAGGUGAAAUUAGUAGUUAACACUAAAUCAUAUGGAGAAAUAACAUUAAAUAGUCUAAUUCUUUCUGAAGCUUAUGAUCAAAUCAUAAAACUAGACUCUAAUGAUCCUAGAUAUUGGUUUUUCUUUAUUUUUAAUGAUGAAGAAGUUGGACAGAUAAAGCUUGGUCCGAGAGACAAAUUAAUUAAUUCCGAUAAAAAGAUAACUGAUAUCAUCAGCAAAGAGAACGAACUGUUUGUGAAACGUGAAUUAUCAAUUACUGUAUAUGAUGGAAAGAUGGUUAAAUAUUUUUCUUCUAUUAAAGAACUUAAUAGUAAUCUGUCUGAAAUCCGGGAUGAAUUGAUUGAAAAAAAAAUUCUAUCUCCAAAUUUUAUUUUUUUAAAGAAGGAUUCGGAAAAAGAGAAUCUUGAAGAAGUUCAAUCAAAAUCUGAAAUGUAUACAGAAUUAAAGGAAAUUCUUAACAAUGACGUGAUACGUGUUUUACCGGAUAAAUUAU
Scutellospora calospora is the source of this 496-nucleotide messenger RNA. Lineage: Eukaryota; Fungi; Glomeromycota; Glomeromycetes; Diversisporales; Gigasporaceae. The record is from the annotation of a GenBank genome assembly.